This is a messenger RNA of Sardina pilchardus (European sardine), 6939 nucleotides long. RefSeq names its product TRAF2 and NCK-interacting protein kinase-like. The transcript has 32 exons. Gene Ontology annotation, biological process: protein phosphorylation. The record is from RefSeq and is a predicted model, not a curated record. Gene Ontology annotation, molecular function: protein kinase activity; ATP binding. NCBI's taxonomy places the organism in Eukaryota, Metazoa, Chordata, Actinopteri, Clupeiformes, Clupeidae. Bases 296 to 4291 code for a protein of 1331 amino acids.
UGUGAAUGUAGAACAACACAUCAGAAUCUACUCUUGGUGCAGUGAACAUGUUCUCGAUAGAAUGCUCGCUCUCCAUGCAUGCAUGUGUAGAUCGGCUGUAACCUACGACCAGUGUUACAGCGAGACCGUAGCCUUUAGUUUGUUUACCAGAAGAUCAUUCUACCUCUGAAUUCACUGUGGGCUCUUUGCAACGAAUUGAUUGAAUAGUCGCAGCCGAGGAUUCGCUUAGCUUUCCCCGUAGGUAGAAGUCAUUAUAAAUCGCCGGCUUUCGCUUGGGGCAACGUUCAUUUGAAACAUGGCGAGUGACUCCCCGGCACGAAGUCUGGAUGAGAUAGACCUCUCUGCGCUGAGGGACCCCGCAGGGAUAUUUGAGCUGGUCGAGCUGGUGGGCAAUGGCACGUACGGACAAGUGUACAAGGGCCGCCAUGUCAAGACCGGACAGCUGGCGGCUAUCAAGGUCAUGGACGUGACUGGGGAUGAAGAGGAGGAGAUCAAGGCAGAGAUCAACAUGCUGAAGAAGUACUCCCACCAUCGCAACAUCGCCACCUACUACGGCGCCUUCAUCAAGAAGAACCCACCAGGCAUGGAUGACCAGCUUUGGCUGGUGAUGGAGUUCUGUGGGGCGGGGUCGGUGACGGACCUCAUUAAGAACACCAAAGGGAACACUCUGAAGGAGGAGUGGACCGCCUACAUCUGCAGAGAGAUCCUGAGGGGCCUGGCUCACCUCCACCACCACAAAGUCAUCCACCGAGACAUCAAGGGCCAGAACGUUCUUCUCACGGAGAACGCCGAGGUCAAGCUCGUGGACUUUGGCGUGAGCGCUCAGCUGGACCGUACCGUGGGCCGCAGGAACACCUUCAUCGGAACGCCGUACUGGAUGGCACCUGAAGUCAUCGCCUGCGACGAGAACCCAGACGCCACGUACGACUUCAAGAGUGACCUGUGGUCGUUGGGAAUCACCGCCAUCGAGAUGGCCGAGGGAGCCCCACCGCUGUGCGACAUGCAUCCGAUGCGUGCCCUCUUCCUCAUCCCCAGGAACCCAGCUCCCCGGCUCAAGUCCAAGAAGUGGUCCAAAAAGUUCCACCAGUUCAUCGAGAGCUGUCUGGUGAAGAACCACAACCAGAGGCCCAGCACGGAGCAGCUGCUCACCCACGCCUUCAUCAGGGAGAUGCCCAACGAGAGGCACAUCCGCAUCCAGCUCAAGGACCACAUCGACCGCACGCGCAAGAAGAGGGGGGACAGAGAUGAGACGGAGUACGAGUACAGUGGGAGCGAAGAGGAGGAAGAGGAGCACGACAAGGGAGAGCCCAGCUCCAUCAUCAACUGCCCGGGCGAGUCGACCCUGAGGCGGGACUUCCUGCGGCUGCAGCUGGCCAAUAAGGAGCGCUCGGAGGCACUGCGGCGGCAGCACCUGGAGCAGCAGCAGAAUGAGGAGCACAAGCGCCUACUGCUGGCCGAACGGCAGAAGCGCAUCGAGGAGCAGAAGGAGCAGCGGAGGAGGCUGGAGGAGCAACAACGGCGUGAGCGGGAGCUCCGCAAGCAGCAGGAGCGAGAGCAGAGGCGGCGCUAUGAGGAGAUGGAGCAGCUCCGCAGAGAUGAGGAGAGGAGACAGGCUGAGAGAGAGCAGGAGUACAUCCGCCGGCAGCUGGAGGAGGAGCAGCGGCAGCUGGAGAUCUUGCAGCAGCAGCUCCUGCAGGAGCAGGCUCUGCUCAUGGAGUACAAGCGUAAGCAGCUGGAGGAGCAGCGUCAGGCGGAGCGCCUGCAGAGGCAGCUGCAGCAGGAGAGGGCGUACCUGGUGUCCCUCCAGCACCAGCAGAAGCAGCAGCAGCAGCAGCAGCAGCAGCAGGACCCGCACCAGGCCGAGAAGAAGCAGCUGUACCACUACAAGGACGCCGUCAACCCCGCCGACAAGCCGGCCUGGGCCAAGGAGGUGGAGGAGCGCUCCAAGCUCAACCGCCAGAGCUCCCCGGCGCUGCAGCACAAGGUCACCAACCGCAUCUCCGACCCCUCUCUCCCGCCCCGCUCAGAGUCCUUCAGCAGCGGAGGGCUCCAGCCAGCACGCACCCCUCCCAUGCCCCGGCCCAUAGAACCGCAGAUGGCCCAUCUGGUGCCUGUGAAAUCCCACAGUCCCACCAUGUCUGGCUCCCAGUCCCUGCACGACCAGUCGCCCAAGGGGGUCGCCGGCUUCCAGGAGGGCCCGCCGUCGCACCGGCCCGAGAUGCCCCCCCGGCAGAACUCCGACCCCACCUCCGAGGUCCCGGCCCUGCCCUCCCGCUCGGACAAGCUGGAGCGGGGCUCCUGGCUCCGAGACGAGGACAUUCCCCCCAAGGUGCCCCAGAGAACCAUCUCCAUCUCUCCAGCGCUGGUCAGGAAGAACUCCCCCGGAAACGGAGCCGCAGGAGGCCUGGGGCCUAGAACCGGUUCUCAGCUCAUCCGGGCCAGUAACCCUGACCUGCGGCAGCCAGAGCUGUCCCUAGACGCUGCCCUGCAGAGGACCAGCAGCAACAGCUCCUCCAGCUCCGGCACACCCACCUCCCAGCCCGGCUCCAGCGAGAGGAACCAGAGCCGAGAUACCCCCAAGACGGAGACCUCACCCACAGCGUCCCAGGAAAGCCCUAAGCCCAAGCAAGAGGAGGCCCGCGAGACACCUAGACCCAGCAGACCAGCUGACCUGACUGCGUUGGCCAGGGAGCUGCGUGAGCUGCGUGUGGACGAGACGCCCCGCCCCCCCAUAAAGGUGACGGACUACUCGUCCUCCAGCGAUGACUCGGAGAGCAGCGGCGAGGAGGACGGGGCCCACGAUGGCACCGUGCCCGUCAGUGACAUCCCACGCAUCAUGCCUUCAGCACAGGGUAAUAAUGAGUCCUACGGAGGUAGCCAUGACGAUUCACUCAAUAAUGGAUCCAAAGAUGACACCCUGAUGCUGGGAGAGACUCGUGAGAGGAAGCGCUCCACUCACUCAGAGAGCAACGGCUUCGCCGGCCACGGGAACCUUCCGGACCUGGUCCAGCAGAGCCACUCCCCGGCCGGGACGCCCACGGAGGGCUUGGGCCUGGGCCGCCUCGCUGGCCUGCACGCCCCAGACAUGAGCGCCAUGGAGGAGUUUGCAAAGGGUGGCGGUUCUAAGUCCUCCUUCACGCCCUUCGUGGAUCCGCGCGUCUACCCCACCUCUCCCUCCGAUGACGACGGUGAUAACUCGGCCGCAGCCCUGUUUGAGAACGAGCUGCUGAGGCAGGAGCAGGCCAAGCUGAGCGAGGCCAGGAAGAUCUCCGUGGUCAACGUCAACCCCACCAACAUCCGCCCGCACAGCGACACGCCCGAGAUCCGCAAGUACAAGAAGCGCUUCAACUCGGAGAUCCUGUGCGCCGCUCUGUGGGGGGUCAACCUGCUGGUGGGCACAGAGAAUGGGCUGAUGCUGCUGGACCGCAGUGGUCAGGGCAAGGUCUACAACCUGAUCACGCGCCGCCGCUUCCAGCAGAUGGAUGUGCUGGAGGGUCUCAACGUGCUGGUCACCAUAUCAGGCAAGAAGAACAAGCUGCGCGUGUACUACCUGUCCUGGCUCAGGAACCGCAUCCUGCACAACGACCCCGAGGUGGAGAAGAAGCAGGGCUGGAUCACCGUGGGGGAGCUGGAGGGAUGCGUGCACUAUAAAGUUGUGAAAUAUGAGCGAAUCAAAUUCCUGGUGAUUGCUCUGAAGAACUCCGUGGAGAUUUACGCCUGGGCCCCCAAACCCUACCAUAAAUUCAUGGCUUUCAAGUCUUUCACGGAGCUGCCUCAGAGGCCGCAGCUGGUGGACCUGACGGUGGAGGAAGGUCAGAGACUCAAGGUCAUCUACGGCUCCAGCGUGGGCUUCCAUGUCAUCGAUGUGGACUCUGGGAACCCCUACGACAUCUACAUCCCCUCCCAUAUCCAGAGCACGGUGACGCCCCACGCCAUCGUGGUGCUCCCCAAGACGGACGGCAUGGAGAUGCUGCUGUGCUACGAGGACGAGGGCGUCUACGUCAACACGUACGGACGCAUCACCAAGGACGUGGUGCUGCAGUGGGGAGAGAUGCCCACCUCCGUCGCCUACAUCCACUCCAACCAGAUCAUGGGCUGGGGAGAGAAGGCCAUCGAGAUCCGCUCCGUGGAGACGGGCCACUUGGACGGGGUCUUCAUGCACAAGCGAGCACAGCGUCUGAAGUUCCUCUGCGAGAGGAAUGACAAGGUGUUCUUUGCCUCGGUCCGCACGGGCGGCAGCAGUCAAGUGUUCUUCAUGACGCUCAACAGGAACUCCAUGAUGAACUGGUGAAGCUGUGAACGUGCAGUCAUGGUCCCCACCACUGAGGCAGACAACCCCACUCACCAGGAGUCAAGAUGGCGUCUGUGAUUUCUUUUUUUUUUUUUUUCUUUAGGUACAUUUAACACUGGUUCAAAACAAUUAAAAAUGAAAAAGAGAGAAAAAAAAACUACAGUUUUAGAGACACUUGAGAGUGUAAGACUGUGAUCACGUUUCCAGAUCUCCAGGAUGGCCUCGUUAUCAUGCUUUUAGAUUAAGAAGCCAUAGAAGUGGCUUUGGUGAACUGGAGCGGUGACUCCUGAGCUCCUGUUCCCCACCUUCCCAGCAGGGGGAGCCAGAGGGGCUUGCUGCUGUGAAACCAGACUUUAGCCACGGAGCCUCCUCUGUGGUGCCUCUCCCCUUCUCUGUGUGCUGUCCCCCCCCCCCUCACACCUUACAACGGGACUCGAAACCUGUGGACUCCGGGAGAAAGCGCCGUUUUCUGUCUUCUGCAGAUACAGAGGAGCAGAGAGGAUCACAACGAGCUGUACAGAGAAUAUGUGUGUCUGUGUGGUAUGUGAGUGUGUGUGUGUGUGUGUGUUGGGUGGUCGGGGAGAUGUGUAAAGAUUUUAAAAAAUAAAAUAAUAAAAGAAGCGACCUCAGACUGAGGGAAACUUCUAGACCUUUGAUGUUUUCAUCUACAGUCAAAUCAGGUUGUUCUUUUGGUUGGUUUGUUUUUGUUUCCCGAUUGUUAUUCGCUCACACACAGCUCCUGCGAUGUGUUGUUGUAGGAAGGAGAGACGAGUCCAGCAGGUGGUUGUGGUGAACCUGAGCACAAUCCCCUACAUUGUAUCGAAGGCUGUGGCCUUUUUUCCGGUGCUGGUACUCUUUCUGUGCCCAUUCCUCUCUCCGCCUUCAUAUCACCACUGCUGUAUCGGGGCUCAGGCCAGCCUCUGGAGUGGACGCUCCUCUUCGGACGCCCCUCCUGACGCACCACCACCACCACCACCACCACCACGUGUCUGAGCCUGACCUUGUCACCUCCACAAGCCCAUGAUUGUGUCUCAAGCAUUCAUGUGUUAGUCCUCCAGCCAGUCGUAUAUGUCAGCGUCUCCUGAACUAAUCCACCAAUAGAAGCCUCAGAUGUCAACAUGGGCUGCCUCUCGUGCGCUGCUGAAUCGUAACAACUAGUGUACACGUUGGGACUGUAAUUGACCUACCUCGUAAUCAUGUGUCUGGUUAUUUCUUUUCAGUAAUGCAGAGGCUGAUAGAGAGACACCUUACAUUAUAGCUCAUUUUCAUAAACGCUUGUACCUUCACCCAGAUGAUCAUUUGUUAUUCUGAUUUGGGCAGGAAAAACAAUUGGUAUAUUUUCUAUUAUUGAUACCAUUUGAAAUCAUUUUGCAUUCUCAGUGUCCUCAGCAGAUUGAUGAUAUAUCACCUGUUAUGGUGGAAAAACAACUAAAAUAGUCUAAAGUCCUUCUUAUAUAUGUUUACUGGGAAAAAAAAAACAUUAACCUUGUUUUAACAUUGUAAAUGUGACCUAAGAUUAUAUGACAGUAACUGUGUUUUUACUUUUAAAAUGUAAGUAGACAAAAGUCAAGUUUGAUUAAAUAACAAAAUGCAACAAGCAGAAAUGUGUUGGUCUGCUUGUGGGGUUGACGCUAUACUGUAGCCAUUAAUCACUGUUUGAUCAGAGAGCUUGUGGGAAACGGAUGACCUAGCUAGCCAGGCCAUGUGAAGGAAGUGUCCUUGGGGAGCAAGGGAGAGAGGGAGAGCUUCACACUCAUGCCUUGACCCCACAGGCUCAGGUGUGCACAGGUGUGCAAGCCCCACCUCCUCUGGUGCUCAGAUCUGGUGAUCAGAGUUCCGCCUCCUUGAUCCAUCAUGCGGCCGUAGUAGUGAGUUCAAGUGAAUACUUCUGGAAACUUCUGAGGAGGAACCCUGAGUUGAAGAAAUACAACUGGAUGUUAUUUUUUAUUAUUAUUUCUACUGUUUAGGAUGAGAGAGGUGCUACCUUUUCUUCCUUUUUUUGACGUCUCUGGAAUAUUUUAUAGAUAUUUCAUACCAUCAAGUGAACGCUUGUUGAAGCGAACGGUGCAAGUUCUACUUCUGAUGCAUUCAUAAUGCAUCUAUCCCAACUGUUUAUUGUUUUCACAUACACUGAAAUUGUCUUUGUCCCCUGUGUGCAAUCACAUAAGCCCUGAAAGAACCAUCUCUUUGGGGGUCAUCUGUAAUUUUUGCACAGUGUACAUAUUUCUAUUUCAGACAUGCAUUUAAAUGGACAAAGAGAAAAGUUAUGCAGAGACAUGAGUGAUUGCACUCUGAAUAUAGAGUUCUAGCAAUAAUGAUGUCCUGCUGUGUAUGUGUGCGUGUGUGUGUGUAUGAUGAAUGAGUUCAUGUUUGGGAGGAACACUGUGCUAGCCUGUGCUUGAGAGUUUUAAAGAGAAUCUGACUCUCAUGUCACUAUGCUUCGUCACGUUUUACUUUCAGCUCUGGUGGCAUUGACACUUUAAUCACUUCAAACAUUGGUUGGGUAGUGUUUUACUUUUUGACGUGUUCCCCAAGGAGAUUGUCAUGUAUUCCACCCACACGAGGCAUAAAAGGUUGUCUUGCAUUUUGUUCGUUGUUUUUUUUUUUUUUUUUUUUUUUUUAAAGAAUAAAGAUAAGAUCAAUAAGUA